AUGCAUCGUCUUUUUGCUGAGCUGGAGCCAUCUUUAACCGUCACAGAGCAAAAUCUGGCAGACCGAGUUCGGUAUAUCUUGCGCUCAAAUAUAUUUGAUGUCGCCGAACUCGAACGGCUACGACGUGAGGCUGUUCCCUCGUCGGAUGAGAAUGCUACGGCUGAGGAUGCGGCGCCACAAAUGGUAGAGCAACCCGCAAACGUGGAUGCCGCCGUGAAUACCCCAGUUGUGGUUGAUUCAAACGAUGAUGGAACAAUCGCCCAGGAACUGGAAUUAGAGCAUAUGAGGAGUACAUUGGAAGAGGCGAUUAUGGAAACGCGCAGUACGCCUCUAGAAAAUCGAUCGCGACUUCCCCGCAUAGCCCUAAGCAAGCGGAAUCGGGCUGUCGUGAGGGCUCUGAACCCAAUGCUGGUGACCUAUUUGGAAGCCAGCCGGGACCUUUGCGAGACGGACUCAAUUCUUUUUGGCGCCGCGCUGGCAGUCUGCCGUAUUAUAGGCGCUAAAGGUUUACACGGCUGGACGCGCUACUGGAAAUAG
Messenger RNA from Parnassius apollo (apollo), 537 nucleotides. NCBI's taxonomy places the organism in Eukaryota, Metazoa, Arthropoda, Insecta, Lepidoptera, Papilionidae. The record is from the annotation of a GenBank genome assembly.